Molecule: messenger RNA, 953 nt
Organism: Racocetra persica
Lineage: Eukaryota; Fungi; Glomeromycota; Glomeromycetes; Diversisporales; Gigasporaceae
Source: the annotation of a GenBank genome assembly
UCCUUAAUAUUAGAGAUUAUUUUCUCUUUUUCAUCCUAAUUGUCGCUACUUAUGUUUUUAACUUUUAUUAUAAAUACUUAACUCGCCCCAAUCCACUCCCUGGUCCAUUGCCUUUACCAUUCUUUGGAAACCUUCUUAACGUCGCUUUUUGCGAUACAAAACUAUUCUAUAAUAAAUGUCGAUUGGAAUAUGGAGAUAUCUGUGAAAUAAUGUUAAAUGGACGUAGAUAUGAACUUGGAUUUUACGGACGUGGAAUCGGAGCUAAUCAUGUUUAUAAAAGUUGGAAGUAUAAUAAACAGUUCUUUAUUCAGGCAUUAAUGGUACCUAGCUUUAUGCAUACGGCCAUAAAUUCUACAAAUAAAUUAUUUGAAGAAUUGAGAAAAUAUUGGCAGUCCCUUGGAAUGCAAAAUGCCUCAAAUAAUAAUAACAACGAUAAUUGGAUUCUAGAAACAGAUUUUUCUGAAUGGUUUCAUGCAUUUACGAAUGAUAUUAUUUCAAUAAUAACCACUGGUGAACGUACAUAUUCAAUUGCCUCCUACUAUAAUACGCAAAGUACUGUCAAGUCUGAAUAUCCUGAUGCAUUAGUUGAAGAUGGGAAUGAAUUCGUUAAAUCAUUAAUAAAACAUGUUGAAAGUCUCAUACUCUUCACGUUGGCUGGCCCAUUCCUGAGACAUUACGUUCCAAUUAUCAGAAAUAUGGCAAAUGCUUACUUAAAAAAUCGCGAUUAUCUACAUGAAAAAUUAAAUCUCAUGAUUAAAAAGAGAAGAAAAGAGAUUGAAGAAAUGCCAAUGGGUGCAGAAAUGAGAACUGAUAUGCUGACUUCCUUAAUCAUUGCAAAUACUGAAAGGGAUACAUUUAAUGCAAAAACUGUAGGCGGUGAGACGUUUGAACCUAUGAAUGACGAAGACAUCAGAAGUAAUUUGGUAGAAGCUUUCGGAGGUGGAACAAAUACA